This is a messenger RNA of Lepisosteus oculatus (spotted gar), 3888 nucleotides long. Lineage: Eukaryota; Metazoa; Chordata; Actinopteri; Semionotiformes; Lepisosteidae. The record is from RefSeq and is a predicted model, not a curated record.
GUCAGCAGAUUACAGAUUCCUUAUUUUGGCAGAUUUGGGGGGUUGAAAAUGCUUCAAAUUUGCAGCGGCGCCAGUUUAUAACGUUAAAAAUGAAAAAGUCAUGCACCAAAAAUAAAAAACACAAGCCUUGAAACUAAAGAAGACUAAAAGCAGGAACGUCAUUCACCUGCCGCGAUAAGUACACGAAUACUUAGAAUUCAUUCAUUCCAGUACAGUGUAUUUUCAGUUCAGGCAGGUUAAUCCAGUAGCGCAGGGACGGGCUGUAGUGACCGACUCCUAACAAUACGUGUCACCCAUUACAACCCAGGGCUCGCCGGGAAAGAGAGUCAAAAUCCUAAAUAAUUCAAGAUUGUUCUCUCUCCCCUGUGGACAAGAUGCCGGCCGUUCACAAACUGCUUCUGGAAGAGGCUUUGCAGGACAGCCCACAGGUAACACAGACUUUUCUUUCGCGUUGUAUUUCUGCGAUACCACGACCACACAGGCGUCAGACCAGAAAACAAACAGAUGCUGCUGAAACUUGGGGAGUCGACUUUCAUCCCUGCCGUGGCGGACACAGCCUCGGCAGUUGCAAUGAGAUGAGUUUGGCCACGCAGCAACUGUCCAAGCAGCUGUUGGAAUAUGAGAAACAGACUGCUUUAAACAGAUCGGCGUUUCUAUUGCUUUUGUUGCCAGGAUUGUGUAGGGGUGAAACGGCUGUAAAACCGUGUACGAGCCCAGUCCCGGGGCGGGGGGGGGGGCGGGCCCGGCCCAACACUGUCUGGACCUCAGGGAUCAAGCGAGCCCCGCUGUGUCUGUUGCACUCCCUGAAACCUGAACCUCUUUGUGUUUGUGUUUCAGAGAUAAGCACGCUGAAAGACAUAUUUGGCAUCGCCAGCAAUGAGCACGACGUGUCCAUGGCGAAGUACAGCCGGCUGCCCAAGAGAAAAGAGAAUGAGAAGCUGAAGGCGGACGUGGUGGCGGAGGUGGCCUACACCAGGAGGAAGCAGCACCAGGCCUCCAUGCAGUACUACUGCGCGCUCAACGCCCUGCAGUACAGGAAGAGAGUGGCCAUGCUGGAGCCCAUGCUGGGAUACAUGCAGGCACAGGUGUGCUUCUUCAGGAAAGGCAUGGACCUGGUUUCCAAGAAAAUGGACAGUUUCCUCACGUCUGUCUCGAACAUGACUCAAAGUAUCCAGGCCCAGCUGGACUCGGAGUCCGACCUGAUGCGGCUGUCUCAAAGGGACCUGCUCUCUGUGGAGGACACGGUCUACAUGCCCGACCAGGACUCCGCCAACCCCCCGGUCAACCGCACGCUGAUCCAGAAGGCCGGCUACCUCAACAUCCGGAAUAAGACGGGCCUAGUGACCACAGCCUGGGACCGGCUGUACUUCUUCACCCAGGGAGGGAACCUGAUGUGCCAGCCGCGAGGCGCCGUGGCGGGGGGCCUGGUCCUGGAUCUCGACAACAGCUCCGUGAUGGCGGUGGAGUGCGAGGACAGGAGAUACUGCUUCCAGAUCACCUCCCCCACGGGUAAAACGUCUAUCAUCCUUCAAGCGGAAAGCAAAAAAGAAUAUGAAGAGUGGAUAUGCGCUCUCAACAACAUCUCCAGACAGAUCUACUUGACUGAUAAUCCGGAGGCGGUGGCUAUCAGACUGAACCAGACAGCCAUACAGGCGGUCACCCCCGUCACCAGCUUCGAGAAGAGACACGAGAGCCUCCAGCCCGAGAGACGCACAAACCCCUUUGGAGAGACGGAAGAGGACAGCUCCAGUGACUCUCAUGACUCGCUCCUGCAGCAGGUGUUUGCCGUGCGGUUCCUGGGCUCCAUGGCCGUGCGGACUGGCCGCUCGCGGGAGGUCAUCUACGAGGCCAUGCGGCAGGUGCUGGCGGCCCGGGCCAUUCACAACAUCUUCCGCACCUCCGAGUCCCACCUCAUGGUCACCAGCAGCAGCCUGCGGCUAAUCGACCCUCAGACGCAAGUUACCAGAAUAAGUUUCCAGCUGCAGGACGUGACCCAGUUUGCGGCCCACCAGGAGAAUGGGAGGCUGAUGGGCUUCGUGGUGGAGGGCCCGGGGGCGGGCGAGGAUAGCGAGCCGACGCUCAGCGCCUUCGUGUUUGAGAGCAACACCGAGGGGGAGAAGAUAUGUUACACCAUAAGCUUGGGAAAAGAGAUCACAGAGGCUAAAAAGGACCCCGAGGCGUUGGCCCAGCUGAUGAAGUCCGUGCCGUUCACAAACGACGGGAAGUUCCUGCUGCUGGACACUGACCCUGCAGACGCGGAGCGGAGCGGGGCGCGGGCGCAGCUGGAGUCCGAGGCCUAGCGGACGGGGGGCCCUGGCCUCUGCAGCAGUGUUUCCUUGCCACAGUCCCGGGGGAAGCAGUGAGCUUAGGGCCCCGCCGACCUCCGAUCCUAAUCCGUUACUGUCGGGCCCUCAAGCACGUUACUCAGUCAUGCCCUUAAUGGAACGGACAUUUUAUUAAAUUCGCAUUUUUCACUGUUUUUGCAUUAAAACACCAUUUACUGACUUCAAAACAGAAAGGAUAGAAAAGAUGUCCCACUUUAGUAUAUCCUGAAUCCUUUAUCAUUUAUUUUAAAAUGCACACUUAUUAAAAUCAUAAAGGUAUAUGAAGGACAGAUUUAAAACAAUGGGGAGGCAAGUGCACAGUGUGCAGCAUUAUAGUUUUCAAAAUAAAUGAGGAGGUGCUGUUUGGAUGAAAAAGAUGGACCAUCAUUUGUCCUCCAGAACUGGAUUUGGGGGAUCCUUGAAUAAUUCCUGUCUCUCCCUCUGUUGAGAAAUGGCUGAUAAGAAAAUGUUUGACUGGUCCUCAGUGUUAACAAUAACAGUAGUGUCAUCUUUUGAUUCCUGUUCAUCAACUUGAAAUGAAUUGCACUGUUAUCAAGUUUCAAAUCAUGUCUCAUUUUGUAGAGCUACAUGUAAACAGAGAUAAAAUGUAUUGAAGGAUAAUCUUGUGUUUUGUCACAUGAAGACAGAAGAGGUUUAAAUGUUUUUUUUUUAACUUGACCAUUUGACCUCUGUUUAAGGCUGGCUGAAGUUUACAGACUUCUCUCAGUGGCUGUUUAAGAGGCAAGAUCAUCGAUCUCAGCACGUGAGCAUGUGAUGUCCUUAGCUACUGGCUUUAACGUAACUAAAUGCCAAGUCACAAUGUCCAGAAAGUGCUAUCAUGGUGCAGUAUUAAUAAUAAUAAUGCAUUUCUAAAGUAUAUUACUGAAAAUUAUGUAAUUGAGCACCUAAGAGAAUGACUGAUUAACCUUCUACUGUGGGUUUUCCCAAAUUCUGGCCUAUUUUCAUAACAGCAUUAUCUACUACACAGCUGGUGUUGGCGCUGUUUGUUCAGAAGCGAGAAAUGUGGACAUGCUCAGUAAAAUGAAUAAAGAAUUAUUUGAUCGUGCACUUCGUCUACAGAACAAAGAAACAAGUACAAAUUCAUUCCACGAAAGGUAAAGAAAAGAAACGCACUGUUUUAGCCUUCUCCAGGCUCCUACAAAACAAGGCGCAUGCUCUGUGACAAAAAUAUACCUUUUGCUCUGUUCCUUAAAGGAGAAACAGUUUGUUUUUCUGUGUGAAACGUUUUGUGAAAACUGACCUUUGAGUCCUUUAAGAGAAUGUUUUCAGUAGUUAGGAUUUUAAGAGGACAGUAGAUAAACUAUAGGAAUACUUUCCAUGGGACAGUCCCUCUUCUCCCCUGUGUAGCUUACUGUACACCCACUAACGUGAGUCUGUAGUCUGAGCUCUUGGGCUCAGCUGCCACAGUAUCUUUUCUCUGACUCCCGCCUCCCUUUAAAGUCAGACAGCUCUCUGUUCGAAAGUCAUCAUCAGAAGACCGUUUUUAAAUUGAGUUCUUUUUCAAGGCAUUGUAUGUCAAUAAAAGUUGCCACUGGAUAAAUCA